AGACAUCUUUGGUUGGGUGAACUCUGGUCCCAUGUGGUGAACAAGCACCAUGAUUUGGGGUCUCUUCAAUGGCAGUAAAGCAUUCUGGCCCUUAUAUCAGAAAAGUUUUCUUCUACGGUUGAGAUCGUGUGUGAAUAAGAAUCUGUUUCCUGGUUUGACUUCCUGAUCUUGCCUUUGACCUGGGUUCUUGGCUUCAGCCUUCAGUUCUGAAUCCUGGCUUCGCCCUUUGAUGCCGGUCUUCAGCUCCUCAGCUCUGACUGUUGCCUAAGGAUCAGGCUGAUAGUCAUCAUGAUACAGAGUCAUGACUGCUUCAGCAAUGACACUGCUCCCAUCUGGAAUACCCGCCUGGUGCUCGCUUUGGGAAUUCCUCAACUCCUCAUCACCUUCAUCUCUGCUGUCUUCAACUCGGCCGUCGUCCUUGGUGUGGUGUUUUCCAAAGAGUUGCACAAACCCAUCUUCAUUCUCUUCUGCAACCUGGCCAUCUCUGAUUUCCUCUGCAGCUCCUCGGGCUUCUGGAUUGCCAUGGUGUUCAUCACUGACCCUCAAAGUACUAUAGUGGGGUCCAAGGAACUCCUUAGAGCGUACGCCUUCUAUGCCAUGUCCAUCCUGGCCACCAUUUAUAAUUUAGUCAUCAUCGGCAUUGAACGCUACUUGGCUGUAUCCAGAAGCAUCACCAUGAGAUACCGAAUCACCAGAAACCAGAUUUUAAGUACCACAUUGGCUAUUUGGGCAUGUGCCUUCUCCUUAGGUUUCAUGCCUCUGAUGGGGUGGAACUGCCUGGAGAAGGACAAAAUCUCUGCUCUGUACAGCCCCCUCUGCAUGGACUAUCUCGCCUUUAUCACCAUACCUCACUGUGCAGUGGUGUUGAUUCUACCGCUCUUCACUUAUGUCAACAUCAUUGUCUUUUUGAGAAAGCACAAAGUAACAAUGGAAACCCUGGGACAAUCCCACGCUACUUAUCGGUUAGCUGAAGUCCAAGUUGCCAGAACCAGCGUAUUGAUUUGGCUUCUAGCUUUGUUUUCUUAUGCUCCUUUCUUUGCGGGGGUUGUGUUUGAUUCAGCCACUCAACAAUGUCCCAGCGAGCAUUCCCCAGCUAUCUAUAUCUUCCGAAACCUCACGGCAAUGAUGAUAACCAUUAACUCGCUGGGCGAUCCCAUCAUAUACUCUCUGAAUAUGAAGAAACUGAGGCACAUGCUCAAGUUUCUGAAGCAUCCUUCCAAUAACCGCAUUGAAAUACAAGCUAUUGGACAGACCUGAUCUGGGUUGAAAUUCUGGACCUGUGUAUUUCCAUCUCUUGUGAAUUAUCUACAUUUGGCAUGAUGGAUGCUGCAGUCCUUUACAUGCCUACUCAGAAAUAAAUCCCAUUUAAGUUCAAUGGGACUUACUCC
This is a messenger RNA of Python bivittatus (Burmese python), 1388 nucleotides long. RefSeq names its product lysophosphatidic acid receptor 3-like. Gene Ontology annotation, biological process: G protein-coupled receptor signaling pathway. Gene Ontology annotation, cellular component: membrane. Gene Ontology annotation, molecular function: G protein-coupled receptor activity. NCBI's taxonomy places the organism in Eukaryota, Metazoa, Chordata, Lepidosauria, Squamata, Pythonidae. The record is from RefSeq and is a predicted model, not a curated record.